This is a messenger RNA of Zonotrichia leucophrys gambelii, 2559 nucleotides long. RefSeq names its product small integral membrane protein 38 (gene SMIM38). Bases 1036 to 1236 code for a protein of 66 amino acids. NCBI's taxonomy places the organism in Eukaryota, Metazoa, Chordata, Aves, Passeriformes, Passerellidae. The record is from RefSeq and is a predicted model, not a curated record. The transcript is spliced from 4 exons.
AAUUACAGGGAUCAUAGUGCAUCUCUGGUCGUUGGAACCUGCACUCAUUUAUUUUAAGAGAGUUAAUUUCUUGGGGGUCAAAAAAAACACCCAGAUGGGGAGAAGCUAUCCUGUUGUGGGAAAGUUCUUAUCUGCUUCAUUGCAAUAAUUGAAAAUGGCUUUUUAAAUAGUCUAAAGAAGUUCACUUAUUAAUAAGACACAAAUUUCUUGGGGGGGAAAGAAAAAAAAGCAAUUAUGAGAAACAUUUACACUAUCUUUGUCCAGCUUUUUGCCCCUGGAGGAGGAAGUGAGAUAUUGAGAAAGCAGCACAUGUGACAGAUGCUGCUCAAGAUGCUCAACACAUUACUUAAAGAUGCUCUGUGACCAUCAUGCUUGUAUCAAGUGCUGCUCAUUGGGACUAGACUAACUGGGUCCCAGAGACCAUUUAGAAGAGAAAAAUCAAAAUAAGAACUCGGGACUUCUUAUUAGCCUUGCCAACACCUGCAAGUCUUGCCUGCUUCCUUUGGUAGAUAUCCUGACUUUUGAAUGUGUGGAAAAUGCAGGGGGGAAAAAUAGCUCCUCCAGUGUUGUUUCCUGCAAAGACCAUUCUUAAGAGCUGGUUGGACAGCGCAGGACUCUUGAAGUGAUAGCUAAUUGGUGAAAGAAAGGCCCUGAUUGUCUUGAGGGAGCUGGAAAGUGCUGCGUGUGCUGCUGAAAGGGACUAGGAAGAAGGUGCCUGGUUUCGCUGAGCAGCUGCUGCUGGAGAUGUUUGGAGAUUACAUCAGCAUUGGAAAAGAGGGGCCAAAAAAAAAAAAAUUCAACUUCACAGAGACGGAGUUUAUGGAGGUUUUUUCCCCCCUUCCAAAGGUCUUCUGACAAUACUGUCAUUGUCAAUAUAAGAGUUUGUUAAUUCUUUAUGAAUAGCACAUGGGGCCUCUUGACUAAAUAGUACGUUACAUGUCCCAAAUCUGUCAGCUGGACUCUUCUCUCACAUGCUAGUGAGAUCACUUUGAUUGGAAUGUUAGAGGAAUUGCUGGGCUGGCUGUGUAGAACUGAAUGCUGCAUUAUAUAAUUAGAUCUCCCAGUGUAUUUUUUUUCACAUUACCUCUUUAUUCUAGCUUAAAUAUGGAAUCAGUCCUUUUGAUGGUUUUGCUGGUUGUAAUUAUAUUAAUACGGUUCAUUUUGUGGUCCUGUCUUAGUGCUUAUAUAGAUUAUAAACUGUCCCAAAGGUUUCCUGGCACAAAAAAAGAGGACUAAGACUUCAAAAGGCUCGUUCAGGUUUGAAUUGACAAUGGGGAGAGCUGGGUAAGGUAAAUGGAGCUAGAGCAGCUUUUACCGUGGGAUCUGAUGAGAGAGAAAUGACCUGCUGAGACUGCAGCUGAGUGAAGAUCCUUCGGAAAGCCCUAUGCUGACAGAGGGGAAGCAAUGACAACUGAUUGAGUCAAAUGACUUCCUAUCUGACUUGGGCAUGGAUUUGCUGUUGGGAACAGACUUGUGGACUUCUGCCAAUUAAAUGAUGUGAACAAGCUGGAAAGAACCCUCUUGCUGGGCAGUCCAAGAGUGCUCAGUGUCCUCAAGCCAUGCUGUGGGCUGGCAGGAGCACAUUUUCACCUGGCUGGUUGAUUUGUUACCAAAUUUUUCAUGGCUCUUCCCAGCCAGUCAGAUCUGAAACUGAUUGAAUGAUUUUAGCUGACCAUAAUCUUCCAAAUAUUCACAUUUCUUAGCAAGUGAUGUAUAUGAGUUACCAGUACAAGGUGGAUACCACUGGAAUAAUCUGUUCCAUGGAAGACAGAUUUGUGUCUCAGAGAUUGUUUGAUGGACUCUCGCUGUGCUUCAGCACCAACAACAAGUGGGAUGACAACAUGAGUGAGUUUUGAUACCAAAGCCUGCAAGUGACCUUCAUGCCUAGCCUGAAACAAGCACGCUACUAGGACACUGGAGGAUUUGACUAUUUGCCCAAGGACAAAGUGACUUGGGAUUUCUUGGUAAUUUCUUAACUUCCCUGGCAAAAGCAAGCAAAGUUUUUCAAAUGAACUGUCUUCUUUAAAAUAGUGUUGUAUUAAGUCAAACAACAGUGUAAUACUGUCUUUUAAGAACUAAAUUUUUCUACAGUAAAGAUAAGGAAAUUGUGUUACCUUGCCCUAGAAAUGCUCUAUCCUUGGCGUAGUUAAUCUUUAAAAAUUGUUUUUUAAAAAAUCCUUUUUUUUUGUUUCAUCAUUUUCUAUCUCAUGUGAAAGGGAAGGUUACUACUUCAUAUACUUAUUUUUAUAUAUCUUGGUAGCUCACAUGAUGAUAUCAGAGUUGAGCUAGGUAAAAGCCUACAGUAUUCCCAUACAGAGUUUCUGGCCCAUUCAUGAGUCACACACUCCUACAGGCUUGUCAUUAGUAACUGCUCAUCAGCCCUUGUAACUUUGUCUUUUAGAGCCUCCUGAAAAUCAGACAUGAGAGUUGAUAUGUGCUUAGGCAGUGAAGCAGGGUAAAUGUCAGGUCAAUUGAUUUCAGCAUCAUAUUUUAUUUAUGGUGGAUGACCAAUCUACAAAACAGCCUGUAAUGCAUGAAGGUGCAUGUCAUGGGCUUGAA